GAGAUCCCCGCCCCGUUGCGAGAGUCAGCCCUGGUGCUCCGGGUAUGGUUGUUUUCACACACACAUCCUUUUUUUCCUGUGAGCGGCUUUUGCCUGGAGGAUGCACCAUCAGGACCGGACUGUCUGCCGCUCGUGUCUGAGUGCUGUGAAGCGACCGUGGCCCCGCGCAUCUCGUGCUGCUUUCUCUGUCGAGAUAUUAUGCUGAUGAUGCUGGGAUCAGACUAAAGUAUCAUGGAUCCUGAGGAGUUGGAACUUCAGAAUGACUACCGUUAUCGUAGCUAUGCGGCAGUCAUCGAGAAAGCGCUGCGAAACUUCGAGUCUUCGAGUGAGUGGGCAGAUCUCAUCUCGUCCCUGGGAAAGCUCAAUAAGGCCCUACAGACUAAUCUGCGAUACUCCCUCUUGCCCAAGAGGCUGAUCAUAGGGAAGCGUCUGGCUCAGUGUUUACACCCGGCCCUGCCCAGCGGUGUACACCUCAAGGCUCUGGAGACCUAUGAGGUCAUUUUCAAAAUCAUUGGAACAAAAUGGCUGGCCAAGGAUCUGUUCAUUUACAGUUCAGGAUUGUUCCCACUUUUGGCCCACGCAGCCAUGGCAGUAAAGCCCGUCCUGCUGACGCUGUAUGAGCGUUACUAUCUCCCGCUGCAGAAGGCUUUGCUGCCCAGUCUUCAGGCUUUCAUAACAGGUCUCCUACCAGGCCUGGAAGAAGGACUGGAGGUUUAUGACAGGACCGAUGCUCUGCUGGUCAAGUUGUCACUGCUCGUGGGUCAGCAGGUCUUCUAUGGUGCCCUGUGGGGAAGCAUGCUGGUCACCCCUAUGGUGCGGCUGCCUGCGUCCGUCUUUAUAGUCACACAUUUUGACCGAAUGGCCUCACUGAGCCAACAAGCGUACAUGCUAGGCUACGAUCAGCGCGUAGUGGUGAAGUCACUUUGUCUAUCUCUGCAAGAUUCAAAUGCCUUGGUGCAGAGGAACACACUUGAAAUCCUGCUCUACUUUUUCCCAUUUGCAACAUGCCUGAACCCAGCAGAGCCCACCAUUGCUUUGAGCUUUGAAGACAUGAUCACAGUGGUCUCUGCAGCGUCACUCACGCUGCUCAGAAGAGACAUGUCCCUCAACAGACGCCUCUACGCCUGGCUUCUAGGGACGGAUAUAAAAGGAGGAAUGGUGGCUCCACAUCCCGAGCUCUCCACCACCAUGGAGGAGCAUACAGCAUUUUACUUCAGCACCUACUCCAGGGAUUUCCUUGUGAAGGCUCUGAUUAACAUCCUCAAACAGAAGGAUGUGAAUAGUGACCCGGAAAAUGUGACUACUUACCUCAGGCCCUUUCGCAUCAUUAUCAGCCUGCUCGAUAAACCGGAGAUAGGUCCGCCUGUCUUGAGCCGUGUGUUGUUGGAGGUGGUCCGAGCUUUCUACAGCUACUGUCGAGAAAUGCUGGGAGAGGAAAGCAUCACCAGCUCAGGACUCUCAGGCAACCAGCUAGCUAGUAAGAUAAAAGAGAAUAAGAAUGCAUCAGAAAUCAUAAAGACGGUGAACAUGCUCGUGAGUUCCAUGAACAGCGAAUAUCUCUGGGAGUACAUGACUCGACGCUUCUGCGCCUCUCUCGGCAACAAGGAUGACCCACCAACCCCUCCUGAACAGGACCGCAGUCAUCCCGCUCCCUCCGUCUCAGAGAUGUCCAACCUCAUCAUUUUCCUGCUUGAUGUUCUUCCUCUGGAGCUCCAUGCAGACAUCCAGUCACAUUAUCUUCCUGAGAUGCUGGGCACCAUGCUGCGAACCCUGUGCAGUCACAUCAACGCUGUUUGCCUGGAAGACGUCACACAGGGACUGCGCGCAUGCUUCAAGGUCCUCAGUAAGAUCCAGAUGCCUGUGGCUUACAUGGAUGUUGAGGCAGGGGCGCAGGCAGAGGAGACGGAGUUACAGUCACUGAAAGAGGAAUGCGCAGAGACUCAGGAUAAAGAGAAUGAAGGAGAGAAAAGCGGCUCCCCCGGUCAGGCUGACGAGAAUCACGAGGAUGAAGAGAUAAACAGAGGCGUUGAGGCAGAGACAGCAAACGGUGUUUACCCAACACUCAGGUCUGAGGACAGCGGAUUAGGUAUCAGCGCCUCACCCUCAGAGCAGCACCUGCCACCAGGGGUCACGAUGGGGACUGAGGAGAAUGGAGUUUUCAAAGAAGGCGAAGGAGUGUGGAGAAGGGGGGGCAGUAUAGACACCAUGGCCCAGUGUCUGCAGGACAUCCUGGCCUUCAUAACCACAAGAUACUUGUUGGUGCAAGUGGAGGAUGUCAGGGGACCAAUUGAAGAGCCUCAUCCUGACCUACGUGCUUCCUCUGUAGAUCAGAAGUCUUUGUUGGUGAAUGUGGGUGGGCGUGAAAUCAAAGACAAACUGACGGAGCUGUUCACGCCAAAUAAACGUAAAUCCCGUUCCUCUUCUGACACCCGGGUCUCAGCAGCCUCUGCUGAGAAGAAAAGGGAUCAUGGGCAUUUAGGGCACCUGGACUGGUCAGCUGGUUAUAUGCCCCGCGGCAAGGCAGAGAUCUCUGAGGCCUGUCGACAGGCCUUCAUCGCCACCUGCCACCUUCUGCUGGAGUGCACUACCUUCCCCAUUUACCUAAGUGAAGAGGAGACUCUAGCUUUCCACACAGACAUGUUUGGUAACACAGGUUAUCAAGUGGACAGCCUCCCAGUGUGGCUGAGGUCCUUAAUGACUCUGUGCUGCCUGUCCAGAGACUACAACAUCCAGCACACUGCAGUGGCUUCCCUACUGGAACUGAUCAACCACUCCCAGUCCUUAGCACUGGUUAUUCAGGACAAGCAGAGACGCUACCAGAGCUCUGAGUCUAACCCACUGAGUGGGCGGCUGCAGAUGGUCACUGUGCCACCCAUCUACCCUGCCCUGCUACGCACCAUAGAGAAGGGCACCGACUUCUAUCAGAGGGUGUCUCAGGUGCUGUGGAGUCAGCUGGACACGGAGAGGCGAGAGCAGCACAUUUCCUGUGUGGAAUUGUUCUACAGGCUGCACUGUUUGGCUCCAUCAGCAUCCAUCUGUGAGGACAUCAUCUGCCAGGCGCUGCUGCACAAGGACAAGGCAGUAAGGCUGGAAGCACUACACCGCUUCACAGUGCUGUGGCACCUCACUCGGGAGAUCCAGACCAACAGGACCAUGUCCCUCAGUCGUUCCUUUGACCGAUCUCUCUGUGUGGUGGUGGACAGUCUGAGCUGUACCGAUGGCUCAAUAAGUGCAGCAGCUCAGUGCUGGCUGGUCCGGGCUCUGUCCCUCAGUGAUGUCAUCCGGGUCCUGGAACCUAUUCUGUUGUUGCUGCUGCAUCCCUCCACUCAGCGCUGCUCCAUUCAGAGCAUCAAACAGAAUGUUACUGCUGGUAACCUGAAGAUUUUAAACAGUAGAAGUCGAAGCUCAAGCAAAACCUCAGGAUCAGUGGACACAAUGGCAACAGAAGUCACCACCUUAAAUGUCCUGAACAUUGUGGACCGAGAGUCCUUGUGGGCAGAGUUGGACAGCGGCCCAGAUCCUGCAAAACCACCGGACAGCUUAGUGGCAUCCAGGAGCGAGAGUGAAGAGACGGAAGAAGGAGAGGAAGAGGACGGAGAGGAGCAGGAGGAGGCUGAAAGUGAACACACUGAGUCAGCUGACACCAGCGGUGCUCAGGUAUCCACAGAGAACACCAGCUCAAGCUCGACUUCAUAUCCCAGCAUUGAGGAAGGAGGCAUGGUCAACGGGCUGCGGAGGGUUGAGUCCGGGCACACGCAAGCAUCUGAUUCACUGUCAAGUGAAGAUGAGGAGGACUUGGAGCUGGAGGCCAUGGCCAAGUCUCGCUUGUUAAAACAGGAACGCGAAAAGAGAGAAGCCAUCGACUCCCUGUUCCGCCACGUGCUGCUGUACCCUGUGGCGGGUGGUUGGCGCCAUCUGCUCCAAGGCUUGGGGCUGCUGGACAGCUUGAUGAGGAGCAGUGCUGAGUGCCCUCUGGUGGAUGCUCUCUCCUUCACCUCGCUCGACACGAGCUCCGCUGCACAUUUAAACCUGGUGUCUAACCUUCUGCAGCGUCACCAACAGGCCCAAGAUGGCAAGAACUUCUACGGCUGCCUCCUUUCCCCUUCCUCCACUCCUUCCGCAGCCCCGUCCCUGCUCAUUGAACUGCUGGUUUCAUUGUGCCUGCGAUUCCUUCGCUCUCAUUACCCUUCCUAUCUGAGCCUGAGUCCCCUUGACCUGCAGGGGAACAGAGAGGUUCAGGUGAAAAGCGUGGCGGUGUUGACCCGCAUUGUGAACCAGCUCUGCUGCACAGCGCGAGGACAGGAUGCGUCCAAUAUGGAGUCCAUCCGCAGACUCCUCUCUGGUUGUAAAGUGCAGCAGUAUGCUCUGCUUACACUUUCUGCAUCUAUGUACAUUAGCCAGAGGGGGACAGACAAGGGACAAUCUAAAGGUGUGGAGCUGCUAGAGGAGCAGGGAGGCCUGUCGGAGGAAAGUCUGGUGAAUCUCGGGGCAGGAGGUGGACAGGAACAAUACCCAUUACAGAUGGAAUUGCUCAACCUUCUCCAGGCUCUAAUAGUCCUGGAAUACCACGUGUGGUCAGGUAGAGCUGCCUCAACAGCUGGGCCGGGCGGGACACCUGGCCAACCAGGGGAGACUCGUGAAUCAUCACCUGCCAGCACCCCCCUCGCUCGCGAGUGGCAGACUGCAGUCCUUUUCCAACAGUCUAUCAAAGCAGCCCAGUACGUCCAAAGCCACCCGAUCACAGCCCAAGGCAUGUUUGUUUCUGCUGCAGCCAGGGCUCUGCAGCCACAAUACGGCUAUGCCAUGCACCCCCACUGGGUGUCGCUGCUUUGCUCCUCUCUGCCAUACUUGGGACGUUCAUUAGGCAUCAUUGUCACUCCGCUCAUCUGUCAGAUCUGCAGAAACCUGGACGAGCUCGUCAAGCUGUAUGAGCAUGAUGGAGGAAAGGCAAACCAGAGUCUGAGUAGUAGAAAGGAGAACAUUGCCCCUGAUUACCCACUGACUCUGUUGGAGGGUCUGACCACCAUUACACACUAUUGUCUACUGGACAACAAAAGGUCCCUCGUAGCCUGCGACCCUGUGGAUGUCCGUAACGCACGCAACGCUGUGAUUGAGGCGCUGCCGCAGAUGCUCAGUAGCAUGGCAUUGUUAUGGGGCGUGGUCAUGAGGGAAGAGUUUCAGCGGCGUGCAUCAGACUCUGGCCAGAGCAGCAAACACACUUCUACCUCUGUUUAUUUCAGAACGACCAAGGUCUUGCGGCAGCGGAUACUGGAGUUCCUGCUCCCUCUAACUGCUCAGUAUGGCGUUCAGGUAAUGGCGUCACUUGGAGUCGUGUGGAGCAACAGGAAGAGUAAAAGGAGGCACAAAAACAAAGUUUUGCCCGUAGCCAGCGAGCCUCGUCAGACCAUCGUGGAGAUGGUGAAAUCACUGAGCACUUUGCACACAGACACUGUCCUUCAUUUGGUCAAAGAGGUGGUGAAAAAACCACAUCAGAUCAAAGGAGAACAGAAGUCGACACUGGUCGAUAUCCCCAUGUUGCAGUUCAGCUUCACCUAUAUCCAGAGUACUUCAGCUCAGGCUCUGCAGGAAAACAUUGCACCUCUCCUCAGUCUGUUACGGGAGUCUGUUCAGCUCAACCUGGCUCCCCCUGGACAUUUCUUACUGCUGGGAAUCCUGAAUGACUUUGUCAACAGGCUCCCUAACUUGGACAAUAAGAAGGAUACUAGAGAUCUGCAGGAGGUGACUCAGAGGAUCCUUGAGGCAGUAGGUGGGAUUGCAGGGUCAUCUCUGGAGCAGACUAGCUGGCUCAGCCGUAGCCUUGAGGUCAAAGUUCAGCCUCAAGUGUGCCCGGAAGCUGAUGAGCCAGAUGACGGUGACGGGGAUGGCGACCAUUGUGAGUCAGCAGCUCAAGCUAGCACCAUGGUCUCCUCUUCUGCUCCCUCAGUUUACAGCGUGCAGGCUCUUGUACUUCUGGCUGAGAUCUUGGCACCGCUUCUGGACAUGGUGUAUCGCAGUGACGAGAAGGAGAAAGCUGUUCCUCUCAUCUCACGUCUCAUGUACUAUGUUUUCCCCUACUUGAAGAACCACAGUGCCUACAACAUGCCCAGCUUUGAGGCGGGUGCACAACUUCUUAGCAGUCUGAGUGGGUAUGCCUAUACCAAAAGGGCCUGGAAGAAAGAGGUCUUUGAGCUUUUCAUGGACCCCCUCUUCUUCACAAUGGAUGCCUCUUGUGCACACAGUUGGAAAUCCAUUAUUGACCACCUGCUGACUCAUGAGAAGACCAUGUUUAAAGACCUCAUGAGCAUGCAGAGUAGCUCCCUGAAACUGUUUGCUAACGCUGACCAGAAACCCAUGCUGCUGAAACGCCAGGCAUUUGCGAUGUUCAGCGGAGAACUGGACCAGUACCACCUCUAUUUGCCCCUCAUUCAAGAGCGUCUCACGGAGACUUUACGUAUGAACCCCAGCCCUGCUGUUUCAGCCCAGAUGUUCCUGAUGUUUCGCGUUCUCUUGUUGCGGAUUUCCACCCAGCACCUGACAUCUCUUUGGCCCAUAAUGGUUACAGAACUGAUUCGCACUUUUGCACGUCUGGAGAAGGCUCUGCAGGUGGACAAAGACAACUCAAAGCUGGCUAAAGUGGUGCGUGGAACCCUUGACAGAAAUGGACAGGUUAAUUUCUCUCAGGCAGAGUUGGACAUGUACCUGUCAGCCUGCAAGUUUCUGGACACCUCGCUGGCUUUUCCCCCAGAGCGGAUACCACUCUUUCAGAUGUAUCGCUGGGCAUUUGUCCCUGAGGUGGAUGUAAACCGCUACAGUGGUCCAGAAAAUACACUGAUAGAAGGUGAACAGGAAUGCAUACCACACAUUGUGAGAGUACUAGAAGGAAUACAGCAACGCUAUGGGACACUGGACGAGCUGAGUGAGGAAACUUCUACUGAGCAUUUGGAGUUCCCCCUCCUCCCUCAGCGCUCCCUCUCCUCCAUCACCCAGCUGUUGCCUUUCCUUCGCACCCUUUUUAAUUCCUUCCAGAGCCCUCCCACCUCCAGUGAUCCCGCAACCUACUUCCCUGUUGCAGAUUACCCACCCUCCAGUUCACAUGCAGUCCUGAUGAGGCUGGAGCACAUCACAGAAGAAGAGUUCCUCGACUCCAUGGAGAGCUAGAAAGCCUUUCAUCAACCAGCCAUGCAAGCUGAAUAUGUAAAACGGGCAGAAUCAGUGAUGACGAUGUAUUGUGAACUAGGAAAAAAAAGGAAAUGUUUUGAGAUUUUUCUUUUUAAUUUCACUGGAAAACAAAGGGAUGUUAUUUACAACUGUCUUUUUUUUGGUCUCUGAUAUGAUGGUACUUAACUGUUUAUGGAAAAUAAUUACAAAUAAUUGGAAAAUUCUUCUUUCUGAGCAAUUCACAUGAGACUGUCCCAUUAGCAUCUUCUGCUUGCUUUAUGACUAAAAACAAUUGCCAUUAAUUAUAAUAAUGGAAACCAACGUAAAGUUACCAACUACGGUUUUUAUAAAGCAUGCAUAAAAUAAUAAUGAUUGUUCCUGUGACGAUUAUUUAACUUUUGCACCAAUAGGCAGGUUCCCUUUUGAAUAAUCUUAAUAAGUAAUAUUGUUCAUUUGCAUAACUGGUUAACAUAAAUCUGUAGUACAGCUGUAAACAGGUCUCUCUGACUCAAGAGAAUGUGAAGACCAAAUGUCUCUUGGUAAAAAUUCAUUCAUUCAAAAGUAAUGCUAAGAGUUCUACUGUUAAGUUACUGAAUGUGCUUUGUGUAUAACAGGGAAAUAAACUCUGGUUUUGCUAUUUUUGGUGUUCAAGGGAAAUUAGCCUUUCUUUGCAGCUGUUCACUGAAAGUUUUUACAACUGGCCAUUGUCUUCUCCUUUUCCACAGUGCUAAAUGUUUAAGUUAUUUUGAAUGUUUAAAAGACCAGGUCAGGUUUUAA
Molecule: messenger RNA, 7935 nt
Organism: Pelmatolapia mariae (spotted tilapia)
Lineage: Eukaryota; Metazoa; Chordata; Actinopteri; Cichliformes; Cichlidae
Gene: dop1b
Product: DOP1 leucine zipper like protein B
Exons: 38
Coding region: 232-7158 (2308 amino acids)
Biological process (GO): Golgi to endosome transport
Cellular component (GO): endosome; trans-Golgi network
Source: RefSeq, a predicted model, not a curated record